Molecule: messenger RNA, 3362 nt
Organism: Lutra lutra (Eurasian river otter)
Lineage: Eukaryota; Metazoa; Chordata; Mammalia; Carnivora; Mustelidae
Gene: ZNF829
Product: zinc finger protein 829
Exons: 6
Coding region: 609-2054 (481 amino acids)
Biological process (GO): regulation of transcription by RNA polymerase II
Molecular function (GO): DNA-binding transcription factor activity, RNA polymerase II-specific; RNA polymerase II cis-regulatory region sequence-specific DNA binding
Source: RefSeq, a predicted model, not a curated record
AUGCGCAUUCAGCGCGCGGUUUCUGGGAGGACGGGUGAAGGCGACCCACAGAAAGACCCAAGCCAGGGGCCGGUAACGCCGAACCAUCCCUUCGUGCCCGCCUCCCAACCGACGUUCCUGAGGACAGCAACACCUCCCAGAAGGCUUCGCGGCCCGAUUCAACUUCCGGCCAGAAAGCUGUUUGCGUUUCCUGUGUGAGGAGGAGGCGUCGUAAGUCCUGCGCCGAAGGCCGGGCUGGAAGGUGCAAACCUACGGUGCCUCGCAACCCUGAGACCUGGCUAGACGCUGAGAAUUGCAGUUACAGUCGUUGAGGGAGGGUCCAGGCAGGGCGCUGAGAGGAAUUGGCCGCGGGUGCGUCUCUGGACCACAUUUCCCAGAGGGCCCGGUGGGCCGGUCGCUCUUCUCGCAAGAACGCGAACGUUUCGUCACGCCUGGCGGGACCGUUAGAUCAGUGAGGUGAGAGUCGGUGGGUCGCGGGGGACUCGAAAGGCGUAGUAAAUUGAGGAGCCCGGAGAUAGGUACCGAGGGAACUUCUGUGAAGUUUGGUCAGGUUAUAGCCCUUCGGCAGCGAUGGCCUCAGCUUUUUCCUGACACACGGAUUAGGCAGAAUGCUCCAUUCUCUGAUCUCCAUUCCCUGCGUGUGGUGGAGGCUGGGGCUGGGACUGGAGGUGACUUCUGACCAGACCAGUUUGGGGAAAAAAGGAAAACAUGGUGUUUUGCAAUUACUUUUUCCUCUCCCCAGUUCCACCCUUCUCCAGGUGCAGAAGAGAAGAAUGCACAAUGAACUUCUACAAGCAAUGUCCAAGGCUGUUUGUGGCUCCUAUGAGAUUGCAGCAGGUAGGAAAGAGGAGGGGUCAAUGAUGUUCAGGGAUGUAUCUAUAAACUUCUCUCAGGAGGAAUGGGAAUGCCUGGAUUCUGGUCAGAUGAAUUUAUACAAAGAAGUGAUGUUGGAGAAUUUCAGCAACCUGGUUUCAGUGGGACUUUCCAAUUCUAAGCCAGCUGUGAUUUCCUUAUUGGAACAAGGAAAAGAACCCUGGAUGGUUGAAAGAGAGCUGACAAGAGGCCUUUGUUCAGAUCUGGAAUCUAUGUGUGAGACCAAGAUAUUAUCCCUGAAGAAGAGACAUUUUAGUCAAGUAAUAUUUACCCAUGAAGACAUGCCCACUUUUAUUCAGCCCACAUUUCUUGCUCCACAUCAAAAAACUGUUAAUGAAAAGAAACCCUGUGAAUGUAAGAUAUGUGGAAAGGCCUUUAAUCAGAACUCACAAUUUAUUCAACAUCAGAGAACUCAUUCUGCUGACAAAAGCUAUGAGUGUAAGGAGUGUGGGAAGACCUUUAGCCGUGGCUCACUUGUUACUCGACAUCAGAGGAUUCACACUGGUGAAAAACCCUAUGAAUGUAAGGAAUGUGGCAAGGCUUUUAGUUGUAGUUCAUAUUUUUCUCAGCAUCAGAGGAUUCACACUGGUGAGAAACCCUAUGAAUGUAAGGAAUGUGGAAAAGCCUUUAAUUAUUGCUCAAACCUCAAUGAUCAUCAGAGAAUCCACACUGGUGAGAAACCCUAUGAAUGUAAAGUAUGUGGAAAAGCCUUUACUAAGAGUUCUCAACUUUUUCCACAUCUGAGAAUUCAUACUGGUGAAAAACCUUACGAAUGUAAGGAAUGUGGGAAGGCCUUUACUCAACACUCAAGGCUUAUUCAACAUCAGAGAAUGCAUACUGGUGAGAAACCUUAUGAAUGUAAGGAAUGUGGGAAGGCCUUUAGUAGUGCCUCAACACUUACUAACCAUCAUAGAAUUCAUGCAGGUAAGAAACUCUAUGAAUGUAAGGAAUGUGGAAAGGCCUUUAUUCAGAGCUCAGAACUUAUUCAACAUCAGAGAAUCCAUACAGAUGAAAAACCUUAUGAAUGUAAUGAAUGUGGGAGGGCUUUCAAUAAAGGCUCAAACCUUACUAGACAUCAAAGAAUUCAUACUGGUGAGAAACCCUAUGACUGUAAGGAAUGUGGAAAGGCCUUUGGUAGUCGCUCUGACCUUAUUCGUCAUGAAGGAAUUCAUACUGGGUGAAAGAUAAGCUCUGUUGAUAAUCUUUAUAACAAUAUACUUAAAACAGGUAAUGGAAAAAAACAAAACAGUGUAGUAGUUUUUUUAGGCUACUGUAACAAAGUACCGAGUACCCCAAAAUGGGGUGACUUAAAACAACAGAAAUGUAUUCUCACAGUUUGGAGCUCUGAAAUCCAAAAUUAAAGUUUUUGGUAAGGUUGGUUCCUUCGGAGGAAGAUUUUAUUCCGUGUCUUUCUCCUGGCUUCUGUUAAUAGCAGUCUGUGACAUUCCUUGUCUUGUAAAUGCAUCACUCCAAUCUCUGCCUCGAUCUUUACAUUUCAUUCUCCCUGUAUAAAUUUGUCUCUGUCUUGUAUACAAGAGGAGACUCAUACAGAACAUCAGUCAUAUUGGAUUAGGGCUCACCCUUAUGACCUUACUUUGAUUACAUCUGCACAACGACGUUAUUUCCAUGUAGGAUCACAUUCACAGGUGCCAGAGCUUCGGACUUCAACAUAGUUUAACCCAUAACACUGUUAACGAUGUUUUUCUAACAUAUUUGUCGUUUUCUUGUAUACAUAAUUUGUUGAAUCUAUUUCAAAAUGUAAAUUCAAGGUUUAAGUAAAACCUCCCUUCCCUCCAAAAAAGAUUCUGUCUCAAAGUAGUUCUUAAAUAAUUCUUUCCUCCCCAUUGUUUUAUGCUGCUUGAGUUUGAGUUUGUUAGCUUAGUUUUAGAGCCAUCUUUUCUAUUGCUGUGCCCUAUAGAUCUAUUUCUACCAAUACCGUACUAUAAGUUACAUUACAUAGACUAUAUUCUAAUUCCUGGCAGAAUUAUAACUUUGUUUUUGAAGGCAGCUCUAUUUCUUUCCCUUUUGUAACACUAAAGUUUUCACGUUUUCAAAACAAAACAAAACAAAUACAAACAAAACCUUCACACACACAGUGAAAAAAAAGUAGGUUAUUUGUAAGCCUACCAAAAAGAAAUUACUAUUUUCAAAUUAUACAACAUAUCCUUCCAGACUUUAGUGUAAUCAUGAUGUGCAUGCUAUACCAUAACCUGUUUAUCAUUCUUUUUAAUGGUAUCAUAAUAAUCUUUUCUGUGGUAGAUUAUCAUUUUGCUAAAUAUUACUGACAUACUCUAUGGUGCUCACUGAAAUUUUACAGUUAUAAAAGUUGCCUUCUAAAUACAAAGUUAGUGCUUUUGUUUGUUUUUCUUUAAAAACAUUACAUUUCAAUGUCAAAAUACUGUUCCGUAUUUUCUCCUUGAAAAAUAUUGCCAAUAGUUUCAGUUCUGUCAUUGUAAUCACGUUAUCGGUUUAUCCUUCCAGACCCCUUU